UUUCUCCACUCUGCUCUCAAAAAGGAUUCAACUUCAGCUCAAGCUCGGCGGGUCCACCUCAAUUUUCUCCAGUCUGAGAUCUCAUCUUGAAGCAACUUACCUUCUGUCUACAGUAUGGAGGUGGACCCGAAAGUAUCAUCCGUCGAGGAAGUCGAUCCGGAAAAAGUUACCAUUCUAGCAGGUGCGACACAUUGCGCCGCGACGUUCUGUCUCAAAGACGAGGACCACACUCUUGGAAAUUCUCUACGGUACAUAAUCAUGAAAAACCCAGAUGUCGAAUUCUGUGGAUAUUCGCUCCCCCACCCGUCUGAACCUAAGCUGAAUCUGCGAAUCCAGAUGUAUGAUAAUAAGUCGGCCGUUCAAGCCUUGAUGAAGGGGUUAGCCGACCUUGAAGAUUUGACCAUGACUGUCAUGACGCGCUACAAAGAAGAGCUUGCGAAAGGAACCUACGUGUCCUACGAAGAGCCGACUGUCGCAGAACGACUGGAAGAAAUCAAGAGGAAAAAAUACCCACACCUUCUCAGCGGAUCGCCGAUGGAGGAAUGAAGCUAUCGUACUUGAAAUGAUCAAAUCAACCAACAUUGCAUCACAAGAUUUCUGAAAAUAUAUCCAGCUAAGACCAUCAUUCAAUUCAGCGUUCUACGACUUCUUCAACGUACUCCAUUCUCCGCCAUGUACACGUUGUGGAAAGUACAUUAUUGUAAAAAUGUAGUUUAGUCCCUCUCCCAGGGUUGAGUGGGUCUUCCCAUCGUCGGCUUCUAAACGGACCGCGACGCGUUACCAGAUGUGGCUAGUUCUUUCAAUCAAGCGAGCCGUACCAUCCAAGCUCAACGAAACAGCCAUACGCAUGAUCUGACCGCUUUCAUCGGCACAGCAAUGCAGCCAGUGUCGUGUGGAAAAUUUUUGUCUACAGUUGAAACACUUUUUUUCAGCAUACUACAAAUUCUGCGAAACUAGGUGGAAAUGACAAUGUAUGAUCUUUAAUCACCUCACUCACUUGACAGGUAUCAUAUCUUAUUUGAUGUUUGACAUGAAAUGUUGGCAUGAGCAAGCUAUCCCAAACAUUUUCCACGUU
Messenger RNA from Melampsora larici-populina 98AG31, 1075 nucleotides. RefSeq lists its product as uncharacterized. The transcript has 3 exons. The record is from RefSeq and is a predicted model, not a curated record. Gene Ontology annotation, biological process: DNA-templated transcription. NCBI's taxonomy places the organism in Eukaryota, Fungi, Basidiomycota, Pucciniomycetes, Pucciniales, Melampsoraceae. Gene Ontology annotation, cellular component: RNA polymerase I complex; RNA polymerase III complex. Gene Ontology annotation, molecular function: protein dimerization activity; DNA-directed RNA polymerase activity; DNA binding. The coding region runs from base 115 to 546 and encodes 143 amino acids.